Messenger RNA from Daucus carota subsp. sativus, 1343 nucleotides. Its product is annotated as cathepsin B-like protease 2. The coding region runs from base 73 to 1161 and encodes 362 amino acids. Gene Ontology annotation, cellular component: lysosome. Lineage: Eukaryota; Viridiplantae; Streptophyta; Magnoliopsida; Apiales; Apiaceae. The record is from RefSeq and is a predicted model, not a curated record. Gene Ontology annotation, biological process: regulation of catalytic activity. The transcript has 10 exons. Gene Ontology annotation, molecular function: cysteine-type endopeptidase activity.
UAUAACCGAUACAUCGGGCAGGUAUAAAAUAUGUGCAUCUGACUUCUGAUGACACAGUUUUGAGUUCCAACAAUGGCAAAGGCAGUGGCCCCUCCGCUUUACUUGGCGUCUUGGUCUUACUUAAUUUUUUGUGCUCUCUUCUGCUUCAAUCUUCAGGUUGUUCUAUCGAAGUCAGCACCAUUGCUAAAAUUGGAUUCUAAUAUUCUUCAGGAAUCAAUAGUUGAAUCAAUCAACAACAAUUCAAAAGCUGGAUGGAAAGCCUCCAUAAAUGAUCGAUUUUUAAACUACACUGUCUCACAGUUUAAGCAUCUCCUGGGAGUCAAACCAACACCACCUGGUGAUCUACAAAGCAUUCCUGUUAAGAUCCAUUCAGAAAGACUGAAGUUACCUAGUCACUUUGAUGCAAGGACUGCUUGGCCUAAAUGUAGCUCAAUUGGAAAUAUACUUGAUCAGGGACACUGUGGCUCUUGUUGGGCUUUUGCUGCUGUGGAAUCAUUAUCUGAUCGAUUUUGCAUCCAAUUUGACAUGAAUAUCUCUUUAUCUGUUAAUGACCUCUUAUCAUGUUGUGGCAUCUUGUGUGGGUUUGGCUGUAAUGGUGGGUAUCCUAUAGCUGCAUGGCGGUAUUUUAAGCGCUCUGGGGUAGUUACAGAAGAGUGUGACCCGUAUUUUGAUCAAACUGGUUGCUCACACCCUGGUUGUGAACCUGGAUAUCCCACACCAAAGUGUAAGAGACAAUGUGUAGGUGGGAACGUCCUCUGGAAGAAAUCAAAACACUUCAGUGUUAGUGCCUAUAAAGUCCAUCAUGAUCCCAGCAAUAUCAUGACGGAAGUUUAUAAAAAUGGACCCGUUGAGGUCUCUUUUACUGUAUAUGAGGAUUUUGCUUACUACAAGUCUGGAGUUUACAAGCACAUCACAGGUGCUCAAAUGGGUGGCCAUGCCGUCAAACUAAUUGGAUGGGGAACAACCGAUGAGGGAGAAGACUAUUGGCUUCUUGCAAAUCAAUGGAAUAGAAGCUGGGGUGAUGAUGGGUACUUCAAAAUUAGAAGAGGAACCAAUGAAUGUGGCAUUGAAAAGAGCGUCGUGGCAGGAUUACCUUCAUCGAAAAACAUGGUGCAAGAGGUAAGUAAUGUUGAUGACGCUUUUCUUGAUGCGUCGGCAUAAAAUUAUAUCUGGGUACGAAGAAGGUGCUCUCCAAAGUAAAGCAUCUCAACUCAUCUCAACUCCUCAGAUUAUAAGAAAUACCAUACGAACAAAUGAACAUCUCAACUCAGAUUAUAUAUGAGAAGAUGCUACAGUAUUCAUUUUGUGUUGUUAUUGACAAACUUAUGUUCAGUAUUUUUCCA